This is a messenger RNA of Thyridium curvatum, 1674 nucleotides long. RefSeq lists its product as uncharacterized. Gene Ontology annotation, biological process: protein folding. Gene Ontology annotation, molecular function: ATP-dependent protein folding chaperone; ATP hydrolysis activity; ATP binding. The coding region runs from base 1 to 1674 and encodes 557 amino acids. The transcript is spliced from 4 exons. Gene Ontology annotation, cellular component: chaperonin-containing T-complex. Lineage: Eukaryota; Fungi; Ascomycota; Sordariomycetes; Thyridiales; Thyridiaceae. The record is from RefSeq and is a predicted model, not a curated record.
AUGUCCUUCGGCGGGCAGACCCCGACGAUUAUCGUCCUGAAAGAGGGCACCGACACCUCCCAGGGCAAGGGCCAGAUCGUCUCCAACAUCAACGCCUGCUUGGCAGUCCAAAACACGAUCAAGUCGACGCUAGGUCCCUAUGGCGGUGAUCUGCUCAUGGUCGACGAGAAUGGCAGGCAGACCAUCACCAACGACGGCGCCACCGUCAUGAAGCUUCUCGACAUCGUCCACCCUUCCGCCCGAAUCCUCGUCGAUAUCGCGCGAUCACAAGAUGCCGAGGUGGGAGAUGGAACGACCUCAGUCGUCGUCCUGGCCGGUGAGAUCCUGAAGGAGGUCAAGGAGCACGUCGAGCAGGGUGUCAGCUCUCAGAUCAUCAUCAAGGGUCUGCGGAGAGCUUCAACGAUGGCAGUCAACAAGAUCAAGGAGAUCGCAGUCAGCACCAACGAGGCCAACAGGAGAGAGACGCUGGGCAAGCUCGCUGCCACCGCCAUGACCAGCAAGCUGAUUAAGCGGAACACUACAUUCUUCACCAAGAUGGUUGUCGAUGCAGUGCUCUCUCUCGACCAGGACGACCUCAACGAGAAGCUGAUCGGUAUCAAGAAGAUCCCCGGCGGCUCCCUCACCGACUCUCUGUUCGUCAACGGUGUCGCCUUCAAGAAGACCUUCUCCUACGCCGGUUUCGAGCAACAACCAAAGUCGUUCAAGAAGCCCAAGAUUGUCUGCUUGAACGUCGAGCUCGAGCUCAAGGCCGAGAAGGACAACGCCGAAGUUCGUGUCGAGCAGGUCUCGGAGUACCAGGCCGUCGUCGAUGCCGAGUGGCAGAUCAUCUACAAGAAGCUCGAGGCGUGCUACAAGACGGGCGCCAAGGUGGUUCUGAGCAAGCUGCCGAUCGGCGACUUGGCUACCCAGUACUUCGCAGACCGCGACAUCUUCUGCGCAGGUCGCGUGUCCAGCGAGGACAUGGAGCGCGUGGUCCAGGCUACCGGCGCCACCGUCCAGUCCACCUGCUCCGACAUCCACCCGGAGCACCUCGGCACCUGCGGCUCCUUCGAGGAGCGCCAGAUUGGCGGCGAGCGCUUCAACUUCUUCGAGGACUGCCCCGAGGCCAAGACGUGCACCCUCGUGCUCCGCGGCGGCGCCGAGCAGUUCAUCGCCGAGGUCGAGCGCUCCCUGCACGACGCCAUCAUGAUCGUCAAGCGCGCCAUCCGCAACCGCACCAUUGUCGGCGGCGGCGGCGCCUGCGAGAUGGAGGUCUCGGCCUACCUGCACCGCUUCGCCGACAAGGACGUGCCGCACAAGCAGCAGGCCAUCAUCAAGAGCUUCGCCAAGGCCCUCGAGAUCAUCCCGCGCCAGCUGUGCGACAACGCCGGCUUCGACGCCACCGACAUCCUCAACAAGCUGCGCGUCGAGCACCGCAAGGGCAACACCUGGGCCGGCGUCGAUUUCCAGAACGAAGGCGUCGCCGACAUGAUGGAGCGCUUCGUCUGGGAGCCCGCCCUCGUCAAGGUCAACGCCCUGCAGGCCGCCACCGAGGCCAGCUGCCUGAUCCUGUCGGUCGACGAGACGAUCCGGAACGAGGAGAGCGCCCAGCCGCAGGCGCCCGGCAAGGCGCUGCCGCCCGGCGCGGCGCAGAGGGCCCUUCGGGGCAGGGGAAGGGGCAUGCCUAGGCGGUAA